GCGACAUCAUCCUUUUCCUACUCCGUCUCCUGCAACAACUAAGAGCGAUCAGAAUGGCUUCCCGCUCCUUGAUCAAGGCAGCCGUCCUGCUGGGUCUGGUGUACGGCGCGGUAGCUGGCGGAGGCUAUGGCUCCUCCGGCGGCGGAGGAGGCUUCAUCGGAGGAAGCCAUGGCGGCCUUGGAGGAGGCUUCGGAGGUCUCGGAGGAGGCCAUGGUGGCGUUGGAGGAGGCUUCGGAGGUCUCGGAGGAGGCCAUGGCGGUAUCGGAGGAGGCUUAGGCGGAGGCAGCUUCAUCGGAGGAGGCGGCGGCCACGGCGGCUACGGCGGAGGCGUUGGCGGCGGCAGCGUCGUCAGAGCGCGCCUGGUUGGAGUCGGCUACCUUCCCUCAGUCGGAGGCCACAGUGGCGGCGCUGGAGGCUUCGUCGGCGGCCACGGAGGAGGUGCUGGAGGUUUCAUCGGCGGCGGCAGCUCCAUCGGAGGCGGAUUCGGAAGCUCCAUCGGAGGCGGAUUCGGAAGCCACGGGUCCUCCGGCCACGUCAGCGGAGGAUACGGCGGGAAAUGAGUUGUGAGCGAAUAACAGAAUGCCUUUAUGUGGGACGAGAGAAUAAAUAUUUAAUUGGAA
Penaeus vannamei (Pacific white shrimp) is the source of this 620-nucleotide messenger RNA. RefSeq lists its product as uncharacterized. Lineage: Eukaryota; Metazoa; Arthropoda; Malacostraca; Decapoda; Penaeidae. The record is from RefSeq and is a predicted model, not a curated record.